CCCGGCGGGCGGCCCAUGCUAAUGAGCCGGGCGCCUUAUGGCACCUGCCGGCGGGUCCCGGCCAGAGCCGCUGCCCGCCCGCCCGCCCGCCCGGCCAUGCCGCGCUCCUUCCUGGUGAAGAAACCCUCCAGCACCCGCGUCCCCAACUACGGGCAGCUGGAGACGCGGCAAGAAAUCAAUGGCGCAUGCCACUCCUGUGGGGGGCUGGUCAUCCCCAUCCUCAUCCCGAAUGACAGCGCCCCUUCCACGCCCUGGGACGGCAGCUCCAUCCUCGCCCGCUUCUCCUUGCCUCUCCCACUGGGUGGUGAUACCAAAAGGACUCCCAGCACAAGCCCCCACAACCUGGAGUUCAGCCUGGUGGACACGUUAACGGGCCGAGCCCCGGGCACCCCGCUCAAGGACAACCAGAACAAUCUCAACCUGCCACCUGUCCUCAGCCUGCCCCCAAGGAGGCCAUCCGACCCGGGGAGCCCAGCAGAGGGGGACAGGGGAGCCCAGGACAAACUGCAAGGGGCACGGGGCAGGGCAGCUGAGCCCUUGGAGAGAUUUGAGUGCUUUGACUGCCACAAGUCCUACCACACCUUCUCCGGGCUGGCCAAACACCGCCAGCAGCGCUGCGUGCUGCAGGCCAGGAAGUAUUUCAACUGCAAGUACUGUGACAAGGAGUACGGGAGCCUGGGGGCGCUCAAGAUGCACAUCCGCACCCACACGCUGCCCUGCGUCUGCAAGAUCUGCGGCAAAGCCUUCUCCAGGCCUUGGCUGCUCCAGGGACAUAUCCGAACGCACACAGGUGAAAAGCCCUACAGUUGCUCGCACUGCAGCCGCGCCUUCGCCGACCGCUCCAACCUCCGCGCCCACCUGCAGACGCACUCGGACACCAAGAAGUACCAGUGCCGGGGCUGCUCCAAAACCUUCUCCCGGAUGUCGCUGCUCUCCCGGCACGAGGAGGCUGGCUGCUGCCCUGCAUCCUGACGCCCACUGCCCAUGGCUGCACCAAGCAGUUGGAAUGAGGAAACCCGCUGUAGGCCUGGGCAUCUCCGUGGGAGCUUCCGGCAUCCCGCCAUGCUGUGGAGGGUGUGGGUGGACAUGUUCUAGCAUGGGAGAAGGCUCCGGUUCCUGUUGAUGGUGGAGCUCUAUUCCCAUCUUCCAGCUUUGUGUCUUCAGCUGAAUGGCACCAGCUCUGCAGAGGGCGGUGCUGCAGGCCUGGCAAACUCAUUGCAGGAAUGACUUGGUUCUCUCUCCAUGCAGGCAAUGCCCUUCAGUGUGCGCGUGAGGAAGGGGAGUGGAGACUGCGUUCCAGGCUAGCUUUGAGCUCCUUGCAUUGAGCUCUGGCUCUCUAGGGGUGAACCGGAUCACCCCCAAAGCUCCAUGCAUCCACUCUGCUCACCUGCCUGGAAGGACGUUUGUCUGCACCCGUUCAGCUGGGCUGCCCGAAGGGUGCUUCAAGCAGCGCCAUGCCGGAGGAACAGCCUCUCGUCAUUUCUGCCCCUCUCCCAUCCUUUGCAUCCAAGAGUCUCCACCUCCCUCAUUAGGGGCUGGGCCGUCAAAUGCAACGCGCUGUCCUGUCACCCGCAGCCGGUGGGAGCUGUCCCUUCCCUACCUGCAUGCUGCCACUGCUCUGGGGCUGCCAGUGUGGGAUCUGUCGUCGCACGUGGGGUCAGUUUCAUUGCCUGGUGUCUAAUAAAAAGUAAA
Messenger RNA from Mauremys mutica (yellowpond turtle), 1692 nucleotides. It is a transcript of the gene SNAI3, whose product is annotated as snail family transcriptional repressor 3. The transcript has 3 exons. The record is from RefSeq and is a predicted model, not a curated record. Lineage: Eukaryota; Metazoa; Chordata; Testudines; Geoemydidae. Gene Ontology annotation, biological process: regulation of DNA-templated transcription. Bases 16 to 972 code for a protein of 318 amino acids. Gene Ontology annotation, molecular function: DNA-binding transcription factor activity, RNA polymerase II-specific; RNA polymerase II cis-regulatory region sequence-specific DNA binding.